Molecule: messenger RNA, 3027 nt
Organism: Uranotaenia lowii
Lineage: Eukaryota; Metazoa; Arthropoda; Insecta; Diptera; Culicidae
Product: protein escargot-like
Exons: 2
Coding region: 433-1899 (488 amino acids)
Biological process (GO): regulation of DNA-templated transcription
Molecular function (GO): DNA-binding transcription factor activity, RNA polymerase II-specific; RNA polymerase II cis-regulatory region sequence-specific DNA binding
Source: RefSeq, a predicted model, not a curated record
GAUCCGAACAUCAUUCCACGUUCACUUGCCUCAGCGAACAGUUGCUUUUCAGUUCGUUUUUAACCUUUCAUUAACAAAUAUUUCGAAUCGCAUUCGGUUCAGUGUUUUUACUCCGGUUCCGUUUUGAGUUUCGUUUCGAGAGUGAGAUUGGCUUUACGUGCCCAGCCUGCGCGCAAAAGGAUUUCAGUCGUUCGGAAGAGCUCGUUGCGCACACAUCGCGUCUCCUCGCCAAGGAUUAAGUGAUCAAAGUGUUUUACGAAACUGCUUUUGGGAAAAGCACGAUCAGUGCCCAGUGAUCAAAGAUUGUUGGAAGAAGAACAUUCAGCUCGAUAACAUAUAUGGGAUAUCAAAUUUGGAUUAAGUGAUUAAGAGACGUUCUGUGGAGUCAAGAAACGAGAAGUUUGAUUUACACAUUUAAAGACUCAGUGAAAUAUGCCCACAUCAAUCAUGCAGAAAAGCUACAGCCAUUGUCCGCUCAAGAAGCGACCAGUCUUCAUCCGCGAUGAAGAAGUGGAAAAAGACUCAGAAUCUGAUAUGGAGCCAGAAAAUCUUAGCACAAAGCCACAGGAUCUUUCGAUGAAGAAAAAGAUCGCUCGGUCAGAGUCUCCAGUUCCAGUCAUCAUCAAGGCAGAAGAUACCCUGCCAACUCCUCCCCCAUCCUCAUCUCCUGAUCCCAGUGAGAUCAAGUCACCGAUCUCAGUUCCUACCCCAAUCUAUGGAUCUCAUCCCUCAAUCUACUAUCCCCCAACUCGAUCUCCCUCAUCGCCAGCAGAACCAAUCCACAACUUCUACAAAUCUGCCCCAAAUGUGUACUCUGGCUAUCCUCACUUCCCGUACGCCAUGCCCUACCCUGCCGAUAUCUACAAUCUGUACCAUCACAUUUCGCCGCCACGUUCCGAGCCUCUGUCGCCUUAUGCUCAUCGUGAAAGUUCCGUCUCGCCGCCACAUCCGGGACACUACGGACGUCAGGAAUCGAUCUCACCACCAACUAUGGUUCCUGCCUAUCCGGCCGCAGAACUUCGGCUAAACCAGAACAACAACAUCAUCAAGUCGGAAUCCUUUGCCCGGCAACACCGUUACAUGCCAUACAGUCUCAGCCAUCAUCACCAGAUUAUGAUGCCUGUAGAUCACCCAUCUCUAUCGCCAACCUCCAGCCAUACAUCGUUCAACUCUUAUCUAUCCUCGAACCGUUCCCUGUCACCCGCCCGUUCAAGUCCUUCGGAUAUGUCCGAGGAGAACAACAACUCCAGCUCGCCAUCGAUUCUCACCGAAAAAUCCACCUCCAGCUCCAACAUCCAAAAGGUGAAAAGUGACAAAUCCGGCUCGGACAAACCAUCCGGAUCCAGUGGUGCUCCCCGAUACCAAUGUCCGGACUGUGGAAAAUCCUACUCAACCUAUUCCGGUCUAUCGAAACAUCAGCAGUUCCACUGUCCGGCAGCCGAGGGCAACCAAGCCCAGAAAAUCUUUGUGUGCAAAGAGUGUGACAAACCCUACAAAACCCUCGGUGCCCUGAAGAUGCACAUCCGCACCCACACCCUGCCCUGCAAGUGCAACCUCUGUGAUAAGGCUUUCUCGCGGCCCUGGCUGCUGCAGGGUCACAUCCGGACCCACACCGGCGAGAAACCCUUUGUCUGCAAGCUCUGCUCCCGGGCCUUCGCCGAUCGGUCCAACCUCCGAGCCCACCAGCAGACCCACGAGGAUGUUAAGCGCUUCAAGUGUCCCAGCUGCACCAAGUCCUUUUCCCGGUUGCCACUGCUCACCAAACACACCGAAACCGGUUGCCCCGGAAUCCAGAUGCCCGGCUCCCCGUCGAUGGUCGUCAGCUCCUCGUCCCAGCAAUCGCACGAGGACAAAUACAUGCCCACAGUGCUGCCUCAUGGCAACAUUGCCGUUUGCUGAAGAAAAAAGCGCAAAACCACACACCGCAAAUCGGAAAGAAAGUGCCUUUUCAUACAAUCUCAGCAAGCACUGAAACGUGAAAAAAAAACAGAACAGUUCACCAGUGAACGAAAAAAAAGACUGAAAAACUCAUUGCCACCGCGAUCGUUUAUAAAUUUUUGCGUUACUCGUGUAUAAGUCCAGAGCCCACUGAACUUAAGAAAAAUUCCCGGAAAAGUGUUUUGUUUCUUCAAAGUGAAGAGUGAAAUUAACUACCCCCAAAACAUUUGGGAAACCAAUCGUGUUUGUAAAUAGUUUAUUUAUUCCUCGUCGAUAAGUUAAAUCUAUUGCAAGUUUCGAUUUCCACACACCACAAAAAAUCCUACCAAAAACUAGUGUUUCGUGUUUGCGCAAGCAAAGCAGAGAAAUUGUUUUUAGUUUUCGUAAGAACCUCUUUUUUCGCCCUUAAAAAUUUAAUUUAUUCUAUUUCGGAAGGUAGACAAAACCAUAAAUUACAAAAUAGAACUCUUGAGUUACUGCUGGUCGAUCUACUCUAGGAAGGUAUAACAACCCUUCAAGAGUGGACAAUCACUUCGAAGAAAGUUUCUAAGCUAGUCAGUUAGAUUAAUUUUUCGCUUAGUUUGAUCAUCUACUUUUCCCAACUUAAUUCUUCUUUAGGAUUUAGGUUCGCGUGCGAGUCGAACAAGAAAAUCUGUUUCAAAAGGAUCUCAGUUGUAUGAAAUUCUUACUCCUAAAAAACAAACAAACUUUAAACUAUAAAGUUAGCCAUUCGAGUGAAAAAUGUGCCUUGAAAAAAAAAACAUACAAACUCCAUGAGCCAGAAACUGAUGCAUUUCAAAAUAGCCAUUCUACUGUUUAAAUACGACAAAUUAGCAUUAGGCAAAGAUUUUACAUUGAUAGAAACUCAUUUUUAUAAAACCUAUAGGCUCUCUACGAUUAGUGUUAGGAUCACACACACACCUGUAUAGAAAAGAAAAGACAAAGCAACCAAUGUGUACUUUCUCGUAUUUUUUUGUACCGCUACCAGAGUAAGAGAAUAUUAAUAUAUUUUGUUUUCAUUGUUUAGUGUUUAAGAAGUUAAGUACCGUAAGAAAUAUCUAAAGACAAAAGAAAAAAAAAACAAAAACA